Molecule: messenger RNA, 2550 nt
Organism: Austrofundulus limnaeus
Lineage: Eukaryota; Metazoa; Chordata; Actinopteri; Cyprinodontiformes; Rivulidae
Gene: ttc24
Product: tetratricopeptide repeat domain 24
Molecular function (GO): protein binding
Source: RefSeq, a predicted model, not a curated record
CAGCUGGAGGACUCCAGGGUCCUUGGGGCAUGCUCCUGUAACCUUGGAGCAGCCUACGUGGAAGCGGGGCAACCUCAGAAAGGACUGGACUAUCUUCAGCAGGCUCAGCCCGGUCCAAAGGUGGAUCAGCUCCCAGACCUUCAGUUCAACCUGGCGUUGGCCCACAAUGCACUUGGACAAAGUCCAGAAGCUGCUGCCUGCUUCCUGAAGGCCGCUCAGCUCUACAGAUCUCGGGGGGAUGGGAGGAGCGAGGGAGACGCUUGCAUGGAGAUGGCCUGGUGCUACAGCAGAACACGGGACCGGUUUUUGGCGGUUCAGGGUUUCCUGCGAGCUGCAGAAAGUUACAGAGUUGCCACAGUUUUAGAUUCUGCAGCCAUCGCCCUGAAAGAAGCUGGAGAUCAUAUGAUCCAAUCAGAUCAGCUCAGUCAGGAUGACAUCACAGAUGUUUUGUCAAAGUGUCUGAGUUUGACGGACAGCAUCACUGACCCAAGCAUUCUGGGUGAGCUCUACCUGUCUGUUGGUGUUUCUUACUGCCAGCUCAGGUAUUUUCAAGAGGCGGUGCUAUGUUUUGAGCGGGCUUUGGACGUCACGUCUCAGAACCCCCCCCUGCAGGCCAAAGUUCUGCACAACCUAGGAGCUGCCCUGAACUCGUUGGGUCAGUUCAGCCCUGCUGUGGACUACCACAGGCUCGCUGCCACACUGUACGGCUCUCUGGGUUGCAGUGGUGACCAGGCUCGGUGUUUCAGUAACUUGGCAUUUGCCUGCAUUCAGCUGGGUGAUGAAGAGGAGGCAGAAAAGAGCUUCAUCCUUGCUCUGCAGGGAUUCCAGGACACAGAGGAUCACCUGGCUCAGGUUCAGGUGUGUGAGUCCCUGGCUGAGUGCUACCUGAGGCAGAAGAAGCAAGAUGCAUCUGUUCAGCUCUACAAACAGGCUUUGAGUGUCCUCUCUCACUGCCAGGAUGCUGAAGGUGUUCAGGAUCGACUGGUGGAGCGGCUGACCCAAGCUCUGCAGCAGAGUGUGGCUGUGGCCCAGAGACCACGCCCACUUAGACUCCACCAUCUGCAGCCCCACCCUCACAGCUCACCUGUGGGACGUCAUGUCAGAAAGAGUCUGGCUGCUGCAGCCAAUCAGCAUUCAGAGGAGCCAAGAGGGGAGGUUCCAGUAGGGUUUACAGGUGAGGCUCUCUCAAAGAAACAGAAGCCAUCACAACAGUGUUGGUCAGCAGGGGGCGGGGUUACUGAAAAAUCUGACUGCAUGAGCCUGACACCUGGACUUUGCAGUUCAGACCCACCAGAUCAGCAGAACCACAGUUCCCUCACUCCUGAUACACACCUGACACACAGUGAGGAUUCACCAGCUCAGCAGAUUGAAGCCCCGCCCACCAGCACAGGUGACAUCAAGAAAGAUUCAUCUCCUCAGUCCAGAUGGAAGUCCUUGUUCUGUUCACUGAUGUAGGACUUUGUCUUCUGAAAAGACUGAAGUCAUUAUUGAUUCAAUUUAUUGUCCAAUGGCAGAUCAGCUGGUUUCCAUUGAAACGUCCCCAUCAGGCAGAAAGCUGGGUUUCAAUUGGAAUGCCUCUCACUAACAAACUGUAAUGUAUCUAAAGGGUCUUUGUUCGUGUGAAUGUUGAAUGUCUGAAUUGCUGUGUUGACUUUACUUUACAAAGAUGAGGAGUUUCUAUAUAGCACCUUAUCAAGUCCUUACAGACUCCAACCUAACUAACUAGAUAUAGUGGACUGACCUCUACUCACAGCCUGGGCCCCAGAACCAAUCUCCUCGACUGUGCCCAGAAAUUAUUUACAUGGUGAAAUGCACUGAGCUGGUGUGGUCUACUUUUGGUCCCCGAUGAAGUGCCUUUGUGUUGGAGUUUUGAUGUGAUUGAAAGAACCGGUGUCUUUGAUCUGAACCUCAGCGGUGUUCUGUUGUUGGACUUCUGUGCUAGUCACAGUUUGUCCAUCACAAACACCAGGAUCAAGCAUAAAGGUGUCCAUAAGCGCACUGAUCACCACCGUGUAGUGAGUUGGAUCAGAUGACAGAGGAAGAUGGCGGAAAGACCCAGUAGACCUGUGUCUGUCUUCAUAUUCUGUGGUGGACACCCCGGAUAAGGGAGGCUGUCCAUCUGGAUGAGUCCUAUCUGGCCUUGUUGUCUUGUAGGACUCUGGAGGCAACUGAGGAGUAUCGGCCGAGGUAAAAGCUCAUGUGGGAGGGGUUUGGUGAGGCCCUGGAUAAAGACUUUCGAUCAGCUCUGAGGAGAUUUUUACAAACCAUCCAGCAGCUGAGGUGGGGGCGGCAGCACUUCACUAACACUGAAGCUGGGGUGCUGUUGACCUCAACCAGCGAUGUCGUCGGGAGGUGGAAGGAGUACUUCUCAGACCUUCUAAUCGCACCGGCAUGUCUUCCAUAGAGGAAGAUGAGACAGGGAUUUUGGGGUUUCUUUGUCCAAAAGUGGGGCUGAGGUCAUGGAGGUAAUUAAAACGCUCCACAGGUUGUAGGGAAGUCCUGGUUGACAUCUUUGUUACAUGGUGUGGACAUCGGGGGCAGUUCCCCUGG